Molecule: messenger RNA, 4597 nt
Organism: Brienomyrus brachyistius
Lineage: Eukaryota; Metazoa; Chordata; Actinopteri; Osteoglossiformes; Mormyridae
Exons: 18
Coding region: 195-1352 (385 amino acids)
Biological process (GO): positive regulation of transcription by RNA polymerase II
Cellular component (GO): nucleus
Molecular function (GO): single-stranded DNA binding; protein binding
Source: RefSeq, a predicted model, not a curated record
UGAGAAAAAAAAAAUCUACCAGCGGACGGUUUCAAGUUCCCCCAAUAGAAACUGUGCCUGAUUUGUGGCCAAUGUUGGAGAUGUAAAAAAGGAGGAAAAACACUAAGGGGUAGCUAUGGAGAUAGAAGGUUAUCCUUGCUGCUUUCUUUGACAGGUGUUGAGUGGGGUAAAAGUGUUAAAACAGAAUCUCCAGCAUGUACGCCAAAGGAAAAGGAGCUGUCGUACCAUCCGAUAGCCAAGCGAGAGAAAAGUUAGCUUUAUACGUGUACGAGUACCUUCUGCAUGUGGGGGCCCAGAAGUCUGCCCAGACGUUCCUGUCCGAGAUUCGAUGGGAGAAGAACAUCACACUGGGGGAGCCUCCAGGAUUUCUUCACUCGUGGUGGUGUGUAUUCUGGGAUCUGUACUGCGCUGCUCCGGACCGGCGAGAGACAUGUGAACACUCCAGCGAGGCCAAGGCCUUCCAUGACUAUAGUGCGGCUGCUGCCCCCAGCCCGGUGAUGGGCAACAUGCCCCCCAAUGAUGGCAUGCCAGGUGGUCCGAUGCCCCCCGGCUUUUUCCAGGGUCCCCCCGGGUCCCAGCCGUCUCCGCACGCUCAGCCCCCGCCACACAACCCCAGCAACCCCAUGAUGGGCUCCCACGGACAGCCUUUCAUGUCUCCGAGGUACCCUGGGGGGCCCCGCCCCUCCCUCCGCAUGCCAAACCAGCCCCCUGUUGGAGUCCCAGGGUCUCAGCCUCUUCUUCCCAACAGCUUGGACCCAACCAGGCCCCAAGGGCAUCCAAACAUGGGAGGUCCAAUGCGCAUGAACCCCCCACGUGGGAUGGGAGGCAUGGGCCCCCAGAACUACGGUGGGAUGCGCCCCCCUCCCAACUCGCUGGGUGGGCCGGGCAUGCCAGGGAUGAACAUGGGUCCUGGAGGACGAGGUCCUUGGCCCAACCCUAAUGCAAAUUCGAUAGCGUACUCCUCCUCUUCUCCAGGAAAUUAUGUGGGCCCCCCGGGGGGUGGAGGCCCACCAGGAACUCCCAUCAUGCCGAGCCCCGGAGACUCUACGAACUCCAGUGAGAACAUCUAUACCAUGAUGAAUCCCAUCGGCCCAGGGGGCAACAGGCCCAAUUUCCCAAUGGGGCCCGGUCCUGAUGGCCCGAUGGGAGGAAUGGGCAGCAUGGAGCCGCACCACAUGAACGGGUCACUGGGAUCAGGUGACAUGGAUGGGUUGCCAAAGAACUCUCCCAACAACAUGGCGGGCAUGAACAACCCCCCCGGCACACCGCGUGACGACGGGGAGAUGACCGGCAACUUCCUCAACCCAUUCCAAAGUGAAAGUUAUUCACCCAACAUGACGAUGAGUGUGUGAUUUUUCAUUAUUACCCUUUAUUUUUAUUCUUUAUUUUUACUUUUUACACCUCACCCACCACUCCUGUCCUUGGUCCCGUCCCUUACACUCCCACCCAAUGGACUCUGCGUCACCCCCAUCGACCCUCCCCCCUUUCCUCGGGGAUGCCUUGCAUAGCCCCCAGGGAUGGCCCUGGAGCACAGGACUCGCGCCAAGCCAGUCCAAACCGCUGCGUGCAAAAUGGCCUCCACCAAUGGUAGGAAGCCGACUCCGCAGCAGAGGAAAGGCUUCCUCUCUGACUCCGCUUGCCUCCCAGGCUUCUUGAGCAGCCUGGACCAGUAAGGCUUUGGAGAAAACCAGAAGGGCAGAACCGGCGCCCCCACGCCGUGCAUCGGGGGUUCUCUCCUCUGGCUUCAUCAUACUUCUGGACCUCUGAACAGAGCAGCUGGUCCAGGAGGCCCAAAUGCACCUCAUUAAAUUCAUUUGUACACACGAACUGAGAAGGAACUUGUGUUGUAUUGGGCAAGAAAAUAUUUUCUGAGUUGUACUGUGUAUGUAUUGUACGAUGAAUAUUGUUAUUUUAUUAUUGAUAUUGUAAUGAUUAGCUUUAAUUUUUUUUUUUAUUAUUAUUAUUUUAUCUUCGGGAGGGCACGAUGUAUCCCCAUAAGACGGUCAAAUAAGCACACCCUCCAGAUGCACAAUGGACUCUGUUUACUUGACCUCUGGAAAAGGUAGUCAUUCAUCUUCAUUUAUUGAUUCCCUGCAAAUGCUGCCUGGUUUCUUAGACCCCUAUUACACAGAGCCAAGUGGGACUGCUUCCUGCUGCCGUAGACACGCCCCUCGCAGCCGUAGACACGCCCCUCGCAGCCGUAGACACGCCCCUCAUUUCCAUCCAGGUCCAGACCCAGUGGUUCGGUACUGUAGACUAGGUUUUUAACGUGACCUUGAAAUUUUAUGAGACGCGUACAAAGGGAUUUUAUACAGUGUCCUAUUUUGUGAUCAGCAGUUUGGGUUUAUGUCCAGACCACUUGUCUUGUGCAGGGUUCAUGUUUAAAUAGUAUUACUCUAACAUGCCAUCUGACUGAUUAUCUACAUUGACUUGUCUGGGACAUCAGUACAUUUCAGUAGAGAUGUGCAUCUUGUCUGACUGUUUUGCGUAUGAUGUCCUGAGGCCCAGCCGUCUCCCCUUUACCCCCUAGAAAUCACUGCCUUUCGUUUGGUCUCUGUCUGGGGUCUGCAUGUGUGUUUCUUUUUGUCUCCAUUUUGCCUCCGUUCUCCAUCCUGGUUUUGCAGUAGCAGAGCUCCGACUGCAUGAGGUCCUCGGUGACAUAAGGGGUCACCCGACCUGAUGAGUUUUAUUGCCAACCAAUUUAAAAAAACCCUGCUGUGUACUUUGGUCUGUAGAGAAACUAGCCAGCGUCAGUGGGACUGAAGUGUCCCGAGUUAUUUUAGCUAAGACUUUUAUUCAUGGUUUUGUCCGGGCCGAGCACUUUGCUCCCAUUCGUAACUGGAAGAUGAUCCUUCCACUGCGUUGUGUUCCUAGGCCACUGCUUUUGCUUGGGCCGAGUAAAAGGCACCACAGCAGGUUACGGUAGCUCACUGCCAGUUUGUGCUGGCUUAUCUGCCCAGGAGCCUCAGGCAGCCUCAUUCCUGCCCAUAGGAGGCUCCACUGGGCCACUCACAGCUGUAAGUGGGGAAACUUGUUCUGACAUGGAAUCCAGGGCUUAUUUUUUUUUUUUCUUGGCACCUCUCAUGUUCAUGAAAUAUUUCAUGGGGAAGAUGCUACUUCGAUCUGCACAUAGUUGGUAGUCACGUGGUCUCCGGCCACCUCGGUCGCUGGCUCCGCCCAAUGACCUUCUGUCGUGAGUUUCGACAUGGCUGGUGCCCUUGUGCCCCGUGUCCCUCCCUCCCUUAGGAAUGACUUUCGUGACCCCUGCCUGGCCAGGUGUUAGAGUCUUGCGGAGCUCCGAGUGCCAGUCAGAUCGGUUUCGUGUGAAGAGCUGCAGUGACUGACCUUAAGCCGCCCUCUGUGCCGCCAGGCUCUGCCACAGCCGAGUACGCCUGCUCUCACCAGUGUCCUGCUCCCGGUUUUUAUUUUAUUCGUUGUGGUAUGUAAAUACUGUAAAAUGCAUUUUGAUAUUGACAUGUUUUGAUAUGUCACUACCAAUGAAUACGACUCCAAAAAAUAAUGUGCAGAUUGGGGGUGACAAAUUCCUGGGAUUUUAUUCAGAGACGAUGUGCUUUUUAUUUAGCUGCUCUACCAGAUCCACAAUUGUAAAGGCGACAACAUUCAGUGACCGAAUAUUGCAUUAAAUGGCCAUAAUAUUGGUGCCCUGAAUAUUAUUUUGUCUUAUGUGAUUUAUUUUUUUUUUUAAAACAAGUCAAGAGGUGGCUGAAAUUUUGAAUCUAAGGGAGUUGAUGAAUUUACAGUAAAGGGGGGAAAAAACAGCGAUGAGUUUGAGCUGGAAACGCCGGACCCAUCACACCAAAGCGUGAGGAGACUGUGGAGGCUUGCGGUCUGUGUCGGGGUGACGGCGGUCUGUGUCGGGAUGACGGUGGUCUCCACACAGCCGUCCGCUCUUCCUUCGACUGCUCGUGUCACUGCCCACCCGACUAUCGCAUCACGCAAACAUAGUCUGAAGCAACCAGGGACCACACAUUGCUGUCUUUUAAUAUGAAGGAUUUUUUAAAAAAUCUAUUUAAAACAAAAUGUAAAAAGGAAGAAAAAAAUCCCCUCGUUUUAGUGUAAUACUAGCGUGUGAGAAGGUAGGAGCCUGUCUCCAUGCUGUUUUCCCCAGAAAUACUCUUGUACAGAUUCGAGUCUCACUGACUGUUCCUCUACGCAUACAUAAUGACAAUGUUGGCCAUUUCUGUAUUUUUAUCGUGAUGUAUAAUACUGUAACAUUAGGAGGUGUUUCUGAAGGGAUGGGAGGGGGCACAUUUCCUGGCCCGUUGUUGACCUUUCUGAAGAGACGGCAGUAUUGGGUAUGAAGCAGUCGGUCUUCGGGGUUUGCUUUGUAUUUCAUGGUAGGGUAGAAAAGAUCCUUUUCUUAAGGACAUGAGUGUCUCGUGUAGUUAAUAAUUAAAGUUCUUUGUAUGUUUCCUUAUUGUAAAUUUUUCUUUAGACUGAAGAAGUUGCUUAUUGACGAACAUGGGAAAAAAGAAUCUGCAUCUGAUAAAUGUAUUUUUUUCCCCUUGCCAGUGUCCCUUCAAUGUAGAUACAUAUUUAAAGUCAAAUAAAAACAACAGCUUCUAUUACCAUACAA